AUGGGCUCCUGCCUGUCGUCAGAUGGCCAGAGGGGAUCCCCGACGUCUGCCGAGGCAGCUGCCUCAGGAACUAACCGGAAGCAGAGAGGUGUGACGAAGAGGCAGGGAACCAGGGGGUACUCUGAUCCACGGACGGACGAGCUGCUGCAUCGCAUCCCUGGCAGAAUGUUCCUCAAUGGAGCCAGCAGCGUGGCUUCCUUGUUCACCCAGCAGGGAAAGAAGGGAAUUAAUCAGGAUGCCAUGAUCGUCUGGGAGGUUAGAUUCUCUUCUCCUCUCGAGCUUUCAAUUCUUUGCACACUGAUUUCCUAUUGAUCUCGUUUUUCUUUCUGCACAUUACCCUGAAAAGCUACUCUUCCCUGCAUUCUUUUUCCUUCAUUCGAUUCCCUGCAUUCCUUUCAAGCGAACAUAACGAGGGAUUUCACCAUUGGAUCCCUUUUCGUGCUUGUGCUCCUGUUUUAAUGAGACCUGGUCAGCUUCUUUUGUUUCAACACUUGAUAUUAGGCUAGCCUUACUUUUAAAUACAAACGUAAUGGGAUGGGAAGUUAUUAGAGUUUCUGCUGUCUUUAGUUUUAUUUCUGUACUUGUUACACUGGACUCAUAAACUGUAACCCGUUACUUUUGUAUUUAUAUAGAUUAUUGAGGCUAAGAACGGGUGUUCUCAUAUUUUUUAACAAGGUAUGCACGAGUGGUAUAAAUAAUACGUGGAAAAAUGGUUCAGCAUCUGGCUGCAAAAUCAGAUUCAACUCUCUGGAAUUUCGACCUUUUAGGUCAUAGGCGAAGACUAGACUGAUGGGGAGGUCUGCUGUUGGGAUGAUAACUACAAUGGCACCAUAGUUUUCAAAUGUUUCUCAGGCGUUGCCAGGGUAGGAUGGUAUUUGUUUAUAUCUACUAGAAAAGUUGACCGGCCCUCACCAUGGUCUCCAUCAAAUAAAUUAAACUGUUGUAUUAUUAAGUAACACAGGAUUAAUAAAAUUGAUUCUUAGUAAUAAAAAAAUUCUGCAAAACUAAGGGUGCUUCGAAACGAACUAUUGAAAAUAUGCCAAUGUCUGUAUUUGAUAUGGCUUAAAUCGCAUGGGACUUCAAACUCUUGAUCUCCCAAGAUCAUCCUCGUGAAGCUCUUUUUAAAUUAGUGCUAUGACAUGUCUCCAAAAGUGCCAAAAACACUACUCUUUCCGUAAAAUAUCACCAGAUAUGACAAAAAAAGUAGUUCAUUUUCUAUUAUCACGAGGAUGUUUUAUCAAAACAAGGAAAUAAUUAGCAUUAGGCAAAUGAACUUUCAAUUUUUAUCUGUGUGAUCUGUUCCAUCUGGCAAAUUAGCUUGGUAUAAAAUUCGCUUCUUAAGAAAUGACUUGUAGUUCUGUAGAAUAUUUUGUAAAACUAGACUGCUUAGGGCUAUGUCUUUUAAAACCAGCAGCAAUCUGUUUGCUUAUCCCCUCACCUCACUUCACGCAUGCAUACAAUAACAAGGGUAAACCUGCAGUUAAUUGUGGUCGUGAAAUUUUAUGGUCAAAUCGUGCAGUAUGUGAGAUUAUAUGACGUGACUAAGGUUUCUCCAUGCCGAUUUGAUUUAUUUGUUAACGACACAAACCUCUUAGCUUAUUUGUCUGUUAAAUUUUUGUUUCUUGUAGAAUUUUGGAUCAAGAGAGAACACAAUAUUUUGUGGAGUUUUUGAUGGCCAUGGGCCAUUUGGGCAUAUCGUUGCAAAGAGAGUUAGAGAUGUUCUUCCUUUAAAGCUGAGCACUCAUUGGGACGUAGAUGCUGGUUGUGAUGAUCAGAGAGAGAAACGAAGGAGCUUCACAGGGAGCGCGAUUUCAGAAGAAUCUGCAUCGGUUCAUACUGAAGAUGAGUUAAUGACCACAAUGAAUUCAGACGAAAAAGAGGAGAAAUCUGAGAUCUUUGUGAUACUGAGAGAGUCGUUCCUAAAGGCAUUCAAAUUUAUGGACAAGGAAUUGAGAGUGCAUCCUGGCAUUGAUUGCUUCUGCAGUGGGACAACAGCUGUUACCUUGAUCAAGCAGGUACACAUUUAUUUCUUCUUAUAUUGAAGCAUAAUUCAUCUUUGAAAUCACUUUUCUAUGUAAUAAAGCAGUAGAUCGUAUGAAAAAGUGAGUGAUUUCGUCGAUCUUACUGUUUUCAAAUGAUUCUACGCAUACAUCCUAUCAGCAUGAGUGCUGAUCUUCUGCAGUGGGACCUAAAUUUUUUACUGGAUUUAUUUAGGGUCAAGAUCUCGUAAUAGGCAAUGUUGGAGACUCAAGGGCUAUACUAGGAACACGAGAUGAAGAAAAUACCUUGGUUGCUGUUCAGUUGACUGUGGACCUGAAGCCAGACCUCCCAAGUAAUCUUGUCUCCCUGAAGGACUAAUGUUGAGCAUACUGUUUUGAAGGGGCAUAUUCCAUUUGCAAAUGCGACCUGAUGUUUGAUGGAUAUGUCCAUGUCUUUUUUUGCAACUUUUCUCUGAUAUUAAAUUUCUGCUGCCAUUCAAUAUAGUUUUUUUCGAUGGAAAAUAAUAUCGACUUAAUUGAUCAUCUAGAAUUAUCUCUGUUACCAGUUCUGCUUGUUGUCACUAAUUGUAUACUCUGAAUUUCUAUGAUGAACUGUUAUAUUUGAAAGUAUUGUUGAGUUCACACUUUUUUAAAUGGAGAAGCAAAGGAAAGGAUGGUGUUGGGAGGUGAACAUUGACUAGUUGAUUUACUGGGCAUCUCAAUGGAUCCCUCAUUUGAGAUGUGCUUGAAAUCACUUUGCCUUCUUCAUCUGUAUAUAUUUAUAUUUUCAGUAGAUUAGAAAAUUACUCUCUGAGGCCAUGGAAUUUCUCUGUAUUCAGAUCCCAUAAUCAUUAGCCUUUUGUAAUUCAAUACUGAGGUUGCUUUUUCUAUUCCAUAGCCCUACCUAUUUUUUUAAAUUAGAAUCAAUAAUCACACAAAAUUCGCCUCAACCUUCUUCAGCCAUCCAUUUCUUGUCCCCAUCUUGACAACAUUAUGCAACCAGAAAAAUCUGAUUUCCUUUCUUAAAAUUUCUAACGUUCCUUUUGGUUCAUUCACAUUAUUUUAUCAAUUUCUUUGCUUGGGUAAGUAUAUAUGUACGGCUUGGUUUAGUAUAUAUGUACCAUAUUGCCGAAAUCAGUUAACCCUAUGGGCUUGAAUGGAAUUGGCCUGAUAAUUCGGUAUUCAUCCCUUCCGUUUUUGUGAUUAGCCUGGUAAGGAACUCCAUUGAUUGUAAUAAUCAUGAUAAAAGCUGUUGUACAAAUAUUUUUUUUCUUCAUUUGUAUUUAAUAUGAGUUAUCAGGGUAAACGGAGCUGUUGUAUCUAUCAUUUGUCACUUGGAUAGCAACUGUUUUUUGAUACCAAGAGAACUGGUAGAGUUUUGAAGUAGAUUAAUGCUAAAUCAAAGGGAAAGUAAAAUAGGAUCGCUUCUUUGCUUCUUUUGGGCCUAUAAUUUCGGUAUGUUCCAUGAAAGAAGUAUAUGACAAAGCUUCGUCACCAUGGGCUUUUUUUAUCCGUGUAGAUAUAGAUUUUUUUUAUCGAGAUUAAUGAUCUGAACUGUGAAACCUAUUGAUUUUCCUUUUGCCAAUCAGAUCAUUAAAAUAUUUACGAAAUAUUUGUGGGCAGGGUUGGGUCGUCCGGUAUUCGGGACAACAUCGCUGUAUUUCGUUUUUCAUAUUUUUUGAAGCAUCACUAUUUUACUUUUAUUCUUUUCCGUCAUGUUUUAUUAAUAGCUUGAUAAUUUAGUGGAAAACAUAACACUGGAAGCUCUUUGAGAAAUUUUAAUUUCCUGAUUGGCUCAGGAGAGGCAGAGAGGAUCAGACAGUGCAGGGGCCGAGUCUUUGCUCUUCGGGACGAGCCAGAGGUGCCUAGGGUUUGGUUGCCGAACAUUAAUUCCCCGGGCCUGGCCAUGGCACGGGCCUUUGGUGAUUUCUGCCUCAAGGACUUCGGUCUGAUCUCUGUGCCUGAGGUUUCCUUCCGACGGCUCACUGACCGGGACGAGUUCAUUGUCUUGGCCACCGAUGGGGUAAGCAAGAAAAAUUGUUCCAUCUGGGUCGAUUUUACCCUUCUUCCCUGCUGCCAUUGUCCCUCUAAUUAAUGCCAGUUAUCAAAUUGUGGCAGGUCUGGGAUGUUCUAUCAAAUAAGGAGGUAGUAGACAUAAUCGCCUCUGCUCCCUCAAGAUCAUCGUCAGCUAGAACCCUGGUAGAGGCAGCAGCUCGGGCCUGGAGGUCGAAGUAUCCGACCUCCAAAAUGGACGACUGUGCCGUUGUAUGCCUCUUCCUCGAUGUGGAGAGCCACAGCAGCGCUGCCGCAACCAGAUCUUCCUGGGAGGGCUCCCCAGAGGGAAAGGAUGAAGAAGGGGAAGACUGGUCGGCCCUUGAGGGUGUUUCCCGAGUCAACACCUUGCUGACCCUCCCAAGAUUUCUCUCUGGGUAUCGCUGA
This is a messenger RNA of Spirodela intermedia, 4418 nucleotides long. Lineage: Eukaryota; Viridiplantae; Streptophyta; Magnoliopsida; Alismatales; Araceae. The record is from the annotation of a GenBank genome assembly.